AUGUCAUUUGAACCAAGGAAAUACCCCUUUCUAGCCAAUCAAGAAGAAAUUUACCAUGAAUUAUAUCCAAUUUCUUUUCAACAGCAGAGACAGUGCCCAAUCCAAACCACAAUUAUUUCUGAAUCUUCUGAAGAUUUUUCGGAUAGCGAAUCACCAACAAAUGAACUUGAAGUUUGCAAAGUUAACCUAGAAAAAAGUAUAAAAAAUAUUAAUGAUGAUGUUA
Messenger RNA from Dentiscutata heterogama, 223 nucleotides. The record is from the annotation of a GenBank genome assembly. NCBI's taxonomy places the organism in Eukaryota, Fungi, Glomeromycota, Glomeromycetes, Diversisporales, Gigasporaceae.